Molecule: messenger RNA, 6525 nt
Organism: Diplodia corticola
Lineage: Eukaryota; Fungi; Ascomycota; Dothideomycetes; Botryosphaeriales; Botryosphaeriaceae
Product: polyketide synthase
Exons: 3
Coding region: 1-6525 (2174 amino acids)
Biological process (GO): fatty acid biosynthetic process
Molecular function (GO): phosphopantetheine binding; 3-oxoacyl-[acyl-carrier-protein] synthase activity; fatty acid synthase activity
Source: RefSeq, a predicted model, not a curated record
AUGAACGUCCUCAUCUUUGGCGACCAGACUGCCGACCAGUACCCGCUUCUGCGGAAAGCCUCUCUCCGGAAAGACAAUGCGCUGCUCACCACCCUGUUGGAGCGCGCAAGCGUCGCCCUCAGAAAUGAGAUCAAGCGCUUGCCUCGUUCGCAGCGCGAUAGCAUACCGGACUUUGGCUCCAUCACCUCAUUGGUCGAAGCCUACUACGAGAAGGGCUUGAAGAUCCCCCCGAUCGAGAGCUCUCUCGUUACUCUUGCGCAGCUCUCGCACUACCUGGGGUACUUUGGCGAGAACCCUACCGAGCUUCCCUCUCUUGCGAACACACGCGCUCUUGGUCUCUGCACUGGUCUUCUCGCUGCCUCUGCUGUUGCAUCAGCAAAGACGCUCAGUGACCUCCUGCCUCUUGCAGUCGAAGCCGUUCGCAUUGCAUUCAGGGCUGGCGCUGUCGUUGGAAAUGCCAGGGAUGUCUUGGAGCGCGUCCAAGAAGAGCCUCAAAGUUGGUCUACUAUCGUGGCGGGUAUUUCGGAAGAGUCAGCCAAGACGGCUCUUGCCGACUUCCACCAGGAGAAGGGCAUCGCGCUGUCGAAUCAGGCUUGGGUCAGCGCCGUCAGCGUGAUGGCCAUCACCAUCAGCGGACCCCCGGCCAUCACUCAGCGAUUCUUCACUGAGACUGAGGCUGUGAAGGACAAGACGCGCGUGCCUAUUCCGGUCUACGCACCAUACCACGCCGCCCACCUCCACAGCCAGGCCGACAUCGACAGCAUUCUCGACAGCUCGGCGCGCGAGCUCCUCUCGCAGUAUCGCCCGCAGUGCCUCGUCCACUCAUCCGUGACUGGGCAGUGCCACAGCGCCACGUCUACACUGGAGCUGUUCCAGCUGGCGCUGAGCGAGAUCCUGCAGGAACCCGUGCGGUGGGACCGGUUGCUGGAAGAGGUGGUGUCGCAAGUAACUGAGUUCAGCAAAUCGGAGUGCUCGGUUACCGCCGUUGGUGCAACGAAUGUUGCCAACAGCCUUGUGUCCGCGCUUAGGGCUGGCGGCCAGACCGCCAUCACUGGCAGGGACCAUUCGUCUUGGGCACGGCCCGUUGAGACCGGCACGGGCCGCACACAGAACGACAAGAUCGCCAUCGUCGGCAUGUCGGGUAGGUUCCCUGGUGCUGCCACCGCCGAGAAGCUCUGGGAGCUGCUGGAGGCCGGCCUGGACGUCCACCGCGAGAUCCCGGCCGACCGCUUCGAUGCGAAGGCCCACUGCGAUCCCUCUGGAAAGGGCAAGAACAAGAGCCACACGCCCUACGGCUGCUUCAUCGACGAGCCCGGUCUUUUCGACCCUCGGUUCUUCAACAUGUCUCCGCGUGAAGCCGCCCAGACUGAUCCUAUGGGCCGUCUGGCGCUGACAACCGCAUACGAGGCUCUGGAAAUGUCCGGAUACGUGCCCAACCGCACCCCAUCGACCAAGCUGCACCGCAUUGGUACCUUCUACGGUCAGACUUCGGACGAUUGGCGUGAGAUUAAUGCGUCUGAGAAUGUGGACACCUACUUCAUCACCGGUGGUGUCCGUGCGUUCGCUCCCGGACGCAUUAAUUAUUAUUUCAAGUUCUCUGGUCCGUCAUACAGCAUCGAUACCGCCUGCUCUUCCAGUUUGGCGGCCAUUCAGCUGGCCUGCACUUCGCUGUGGGCUGGUGACUGCGAUACUGCGUGCGCUGGUGGCUUGAACGUGUUGACCAACCCGGACAUUUUCGCCGGGUUGAGCAAGGGCCAGUUUCUCUCCAAGACGGGGUCUUGCAAGACCUACGACAACGACGCCGAUGGGUACUGCCGUGGUGACGGCUGCGGCACCGUUGUCCUCAAGCGCUACGAGGACGCCAUCGCCGACAAGGACAACAUCCUGGGCUGCAUCCUCGGCGCUGCGACCAACCACUCUGCCGAGGCUGUCUCCAUCACUCACCCCCAUGCCGGCGCCCAGGAGUUCCUCUACAAGAGAGUCCUUGCCAACGCUGGCGUCGAUGCUCAUGAUGUGAGCUAUGUUGAGAUGCACGGCACGGGGACCCAGGCUGGCGACGGUAUCGAGAUGACUUCCGUCACCAACGUUUUCGCGCCCCGCCACCGCCAGCGCAAGCCCGACCAGACCCUCCACCUCGGCGCUGUCAAGGCUAACAUUGGACACGGAGAGGCUGCGUCUGGCAUCAACUCGCUGAUCAAGGUCAUGAUGAUGUUGAAGAAGAGUGCCAUUCCAGCCAACGUCGGAAUCAAGGGGGUCAUGAACAAGACAUUCCCCAAGGAUCUGCUUCAGCGCAAUGUCCACAUUGAGCAGAAGCAAGUUGCUUGGCCGAGGAAGGGUGCGGAGCCAAGGAAGGUCUUCCUCAACAACUUCAGCGCUGCUGGCGGUAACACUGCCAUCAUCAUGGAGGACGGCCCUCUGAAAGAGGCUCCGACGGUUCAGGACCCGCGUAGCUCGCACGUUGUGACUGUCUCGGCACGGUCUAUUGCGUCGCUCAAGAGGAACAUCCAGAACUUGAUUGACUUCAUCGGCGAGAACCCUGAAGCUACUCUGACCAGCUUGGCCUACACGACCUCCGCUCGCCGCAUCCAGCACAACUACCGCGUGGCUGUCGCCGUCUCGGAGAUUUCGAAGACCAAGGAUGCUCUGCAGGCUCAGCUCAAGGACUCCUACAGUCCCAUCGCCAUGGUGGCCACCAACACCGCCUUCGCUUUCACCGGCCAGGGCUCUCAGUACACUGCUCUCGCACAGAAGCUAUACCACGACCUGCCCUCGUUCAAGGCUGACAUCGACCAGCUGGACAGCCUUGCCCGCAUCCAGGGACUGCCAUCGUUCAUCCCUCUGCUGGAUGGUACCGAAGUCACCACGCUUUCUCCCGUGGUCGUCCAACUUGGCAUGUCUUGCAUUCAGGUUGCUUUGGCCCGCAUGUGGGGCGCUUGGGGUGUCAAGCCCUCUGCUGUCAUCGGCCACAGUCUUGGGGAGUACGCUGCUCUGCAUGUUGCGGGCGUUCUCUCUGCUGCAGACAUGGUCCUCCUCGUCGGCCGCAGGGCGCAGCUCCUUGUUGCUGAUUGUACCGAGUACACUCACGGCAUGCUUGCUGUCAAGGGCAGUGCCGAGUCCAUCUCCAAUGUUCUUGGUGCCAAGAUGACGGAGAUUGCUUGCAUGAACGGGCCAGAAGAGACCGUCCUUUGUGGCACAACCGAAGUCGUCGAUGCUGCCAACGAAGCGCUCGGUGCCCAAGGUUUCAAGGCCACGAAGCUGAAGGUCCCCUUCGCCUUCCACUCCGCUCAGGUCGAGCCCAUUCUUGAGUCCUUCAAGGCUGUAGCAUCCGCUGUCACCUUCCACAAGCCUACUGUCCCCAUCCUGUCGCCACUUACGGGUGAAAUCAUCCGCGAGAGUGGCACUAUUGGGCCCGAGUAUCUUGCAAGGCAUGCCCGCGAGACCGUCAACUUCUGGUCUGCGCUCUCCACUGGCGAGGACGAGAAGGUCUUCGACGAGAAGACGGUGUGGCUCGAGAUUGGUGCGCACCCGGUUUGUUCCGGUAUGGUCAAGUCCUCGCUCAAUGGCACACCGAUCACCGCAUCCUCCCUCCGCAGGAACGAGGAUCCAUGGAAGACUUUGACCACCAGCCUGUGCACUCUCUACACUGCAGGUGUUCCCAUCGACUUCAACGAGUACCACCGCGAGUUCAACGAUGCUCAGGAUCUUUUGACUCUGCCGACAUACAGCUUCGACAACAAGCGUUACUGGCUCGACUACCACAACAACUGGACCCUCACGAAGGGAGAGGCUCCUGCUGCCAUCGAGGCACCAAAGUCUGCUGCCCCGAUCAAGUCCAAGUUCUCGACCACAUCCUGCCAGCGCAUAGUCAAGGAGGAGCUCCAUGCCAACUCCGGAACGGUCGUCUUCGAGUCUGAUCUCACGGAGCCUACGCUUCACAAGUGUGUCACCGGCCACUUGGUCAAUGAAGCUCCUCUGUGCCCGUCGUCUCUGUAUGCCGAUAUGGGCAUGACUGCCGCGGAUUACCUCUACAAGCAACUGCGCCCUGGUGCAGCUCCUGUCGGUUACAAUUUCUGCAAGAUGGAGGUUCCCAAGCCUUUGAUCGCCAAACUUCCCCCUCCUCCUGAGGGUCAGUUGAUCCGGAUCGUCGCUGAGGCUGAUCUGGAGCAGAAUGAGGUCUCGGUCAAGUUCAUCAGUGUCACUCCCGAGGGCAAGACCAUCCAGGAGCAUGCCACUGGCUGUGUCAUCUACGAGGAUCUCGAUGCUUGGAAAGAGGAAUGGCAGCGCACUUCAUUCAUGGUCCAGACUCAGAUCGACAUCCUCCAGGAGAAGCUUCAGACCGGACGCGCGCACAAGGUGCUCCGUGGCAUGGCCUACAAGCUGUUCAAGGCCCUGGUUGAUUAUGCUCCUGCAUACAGGGCGAUGGAAGAGGUUAUCCUAGACGGCAAGACGACCGAGGCUACUGCUUCCCUCCAAUUCCCAACGAAGCCCGAGGAUGGAAACUUCUUCAUGGCUCCUUACUGGAUUGACGGCUGCUGCCACAUCUCCGGAUUUAUUGUCAACGCCUCUGACCUCGUUGACUCGGAGAACAGUGUGUACAUCUCCCACGGUUGGAAAUCCGUCAAGUUCUCCAAGCAGCUCUCGCCCGACAAGAAGUAUCGCAACUACGUCCGCAUGCAGCCCGCCCCUGGAAACAUCUCUCAGGGUGAUGUCUACAUCUUCGACGGCGAUGAGGUUGUCGGCCUUGUCACCGGCCUCAAGUUCCAGAACAUCCCUCGCCGGGCACUGAACGUCAUGCUCCCCCCUCCGAAGAAGGCUGGUGCUGGAAACGCGAGGCCUGCCAUUGCAGCUGCUCCUGCGAAGGCCCCGGCUUCUGUUGCUCCCAAGUCUGCUUCCAAGUCUGUGUCCAAGUCUGUCGUCGAGACCAAGACCAAGAAGACUGUCAAGGUUGCUUCACCCAAGUCGUCAGGCAAUGUUAUUACCAGCCGCGUCAUGAAGAUCAUUGCCGAGGAGUGUGAGCUUGACAUGUCCGAGCUUGUCGAUGAAGCCGCCUUCGAGAACAUGGGUGUCGAUUCUUUGAUGUCUCUCACCAUAUCCGCCAAGUUCCGCGAAGACCUAGAUCUCGACAUCUCCUCGACGCUCUUCACCGACUACCCUACGGUCGGUCAGAUGAAGAAGUUCUUCGCGCAGUACGACGGGGGUGCUCCGCUUGUCGAGUCGGAGGACUCGACAGAGUCGGAAGCGUCUGACCCUCGCACUCCCGAAGAUGAUGACUCGGACACCGAUCCCAGUUCCGCCCCGAGCUCCGCCCCGAGCGUGAGCGGCAAGGACGAGUACGUCGAGGUGAAGGUCAAGGAGACUCGUGAAGUCACUAGCGAGGUCAGUUUGGCUCGCCAGAUCAUCUCGGAUGAGAUGGGGGUGCCGACUUCUGAGAUCGGAGACCAAGCCGACCUAUCCGAGCUUGGCAUGGACUCCCUUAUGAGUCUUACCAUCCUCGGUGCGCUGCGUGAGCAGACUGGAGUGGAUCUUCCGUCGACCUUCCUGGUGACCAAUGCCACCAUCGAGGACGUUGAAAACGCCCUCGGCAUGAGGCCCAAGACCCAAGAGAAGGUCAAGACCGAGACCACGGUCGAGCAGAGGACUGCGCCGAAGCCCAAGCCCAAGCCGACCAAGGCGCCGCAGCUUUCGGAGGUGAACAAGAAGCUGAGCUCGACCAUUGACGUGUCCAAGCUUCCGCCCGCCAACUCGGUCCUGCUCCAGGGAAAUGCUAAGAUCGCGACGAAGAAGCUCUUCUUCUUGCCUGACGGGUCUGGCUCUGCGACGUCGUACAUCUCCAUUCCCAAUCUCUCGCCCGACCUCGCCGUGUACGGCUUGAACUGCCCGUUCAUGAAGUGCCCGGAGAAGUUUGAUUGCGGCAUUGAGGCAGUCAGCAGACUCUAUCUCAACGAGAUGAAGCGCCGCCAGCCCGAGGGUCCAUACUACAUCGGUGGUUGGUCUGCGGGAGGUGUCAUUGCCUACGAGGUCUGCCAGCAGCUCCUCGCCGAUGGUGACAAGGUCGAGAGGCUCCUCUUGCUCGACUCGCCGUGUCCCGUCAGGCUCGACCCGCUUCCCGCGCGUCUCCACCACUUCUUCGAUUCGAUCGGACUGCUUGGAACAGGCAAGCCCGGAGGCACUCCCGGCUGGCUCCUGCCUCACUUCGCGGCUUCGAUCAAGGCGCUGAAGGAGUAUGAGCCUGUCCCGAUGCCUCAAGACAAGGCACCCGAGACGUAUGCCAUCUGGUGCACAGAUGGAGUUUGCCCCAACCCCGACGACCCCCGCCCGCCGCCCGGUGAGGAGGAGGAUCCGGCACCGAUGACAUGGCUCCUGAACAACCGAACCGAGUUUGAUGACAACGGUUGGGGCCAGAUCAUCCCCAAGGACAGGAUGAAGUUUGGCGUCAUGGGUGGCAACCACUUCACGAUGAUGAAGGAUCCUUAUGCCGACAAGCUUGGCGAGUUGAUCAGAGAAGGCAUGAGUCUGGAGCUAUAG